AUGCCCCGCUUGCAGGACGGGCCGGCCGGGGGCGAUGACAGCAGCAACGUCAACAAGCACAAGCGGGCAGCGGCGGCAGGAGAACCGCAGCAGAGCUCAGCCGGGAUGGCUGUCGGUGCGGGCAUCGCCGCGCGGACUACGGAGCAACUGGCGGACGCUUGGCGGAUCUGGCCGGUGAUGACGAUUUCAGCCGUGCACUCGGCAGUGAAGGGCUGGUUCACACGGAUGGAUGCUGCCCUUCUUGGGCUUCCAAGGGGGCUAGGACCAGCGGUGUCGUCGUUGAUUCGUCUCUUGUCGCUGGCGAUCGCCGCUUCCAUAGUCACCUCGGUGAUCACCAGGACUUCCCAGGACCUGCUGAAGCUGCCAUCGAGGGCUUCCAAGGCCGUUGGAGAUCCUUCCAGCUACACUCCGGGUAGGCACAACUGGGUGGCGGCUCCCUCUCGGUGGGACCCCCACUACUGCAGCGUGUGCAGCGAAGCCAUCGCAUGGAACUCAGACGCCGGCGUCCGUUGCCAGAUUUGCGGGUCGCAUGCGCACGCGAGCUGCAGCAAGCGCGCCCAUAAGGAAGGGUUCGGAUGCAAGACCCUGUGCAGCGCGGACGUGGAGAUGUCUCACAAGCGGCUGUAUCACCCACUGGAGGAGGCCGAGGACGAAGACGACGACGCUUGCCUCCUCCCGGAACCGGAGGAAAAACCUCCUCCUGUCAUGCGGCACCAGUGGAUGCGCGGGAGCAUCGACGACUCUCAGCCGUGUGCCGCCUGCGGGGGUUCUUGCGCUGGCAGCGGCGCCACGGGACAGCACGGGUUCUCCUGCGCCUGGUGUAAGCUACAGGUGCACGAGGGCUGCAUCUCCCGCAUGGCCCACACGGAGUGCUCGCUCGGCCGACACCGCCGGUUGAUCCUCCCGCCGACCGCCGUGCUCAAGGACCAGCCGCGAAAGAAACGCGGUCUCAUCCGGGACGCGGUGAGCAAGGUGCGGAGGGUCCUUCCCGGACACCGCGAAGACGAGUGCGAUCCGUCUUCGUACAGCGUUGAUCCGAACGACCCCGAAGCGGUAGCGCCGGCGACGGGGGGAGCAUCGGCCGGGCAAGGCGCAGGCUCUUCGGACGGAGGAGGGUCCGACCAGGGGAGCGGAUUCGUGGAGGCCGUGAGGGAGGCGGCGGCGGCGCUGGACGUCUCGGGGGCGAAGGGGGUCGGGAGCCGGCUUGCCGGAAAGGUUCGGGACGCCGGCGAGAAGGUUUUGGAUGCCGGGUUCGACGUGGCAGCUGGCCUUGAUGUCGCCGGGGACAGCGCUAAGGAGGGGGGGCGGCGGCUGGCGGAGAAGGUGUUGGACGCCAUGCCGAUCGAGCUCGAGGACGAUGUGUGGGAAGAAGCGUUAAAGGGGGAGGGGUACAGGAGUGUGAACAAGGAUGUAGAUGACGAUGGUGGUGGUGGUGACGGUGAUACUGAGCCGCCGCCCCCUGCGACUAGUAUUCGUGAGUCCGAGGUCGACGGAGUGUGGGAGGAGGCCCUCUCCCUGUCGGCUGCGGCGAAAGAAGAGGAGGGGGAGUCGCCGCUCGCAGGCGAUGCCGAGGGGGAGAGGACGGCCGCGGGGACGGCCGUGAAAGGGUUGGCGGGGGGAGAUGAGGCGUCAUCGAGGCGCGGGGGCCAGUCAUUGCGACCGAGGCCAGCAGCGGGGGAAGAAACAGCGGAAGAAGCGGUCGCGGAGAGGGGAGGGGAUGAGCGGACCAUCGGGUGGUCGUCUGAAGAGCGAGGGUCUCCUGGCAUUGCAGCAGAUGACGGUGAUGGUGAUCAAAGGGAUGUCGAUGGUGAUGGCGACGGUCAAGGUCGGGGUGAAAGCGGCGGCGCGUGGGUUUCGGGGAAAAGUGCGGACGGUGAAGGCGGUGUCGGAGAAGAAAACAACGUUGCCGUGACAGCGGCAGCUGCAGAGUCGGGCCCCGCGGGAGGGGAUGCACCGGCGACAUCAUCCCCUGACGACGAAGCUUGGAGCGAUUCGUCGUCGCACGAGGACGGGGGCCUGGAGGAUGAUGACAUCCCUGAGGGGGCUCGGGAGACGAUCGUGUCGG
Molecule: messenger RNA, 2065 nt
Organism: Ectocarpus siliculosus
Lineage: Eukaryota; Phaeophyceae; Ectocarpales; Ectocarpaceae
Source: the annotation of a GenBank genome assembly